This is a messenger RNA of Closterium sp. NIES-65, 1143 nucleotides long. The record is from the annotation of a GenBank genome assembly. Lineage: Eukaryota; Viridiplantae; Streptophyta; Zygnematophyceae; Desmidiales; Closteriaceae.
AUGCGUCGGCGAGCUGCGAUGUUGUCGCUGCUGCACCCUGCAGUGAAGACACGGCAGGCACCGCCUUCGAGUCAGGUGAGGCAGUUUCCGCUGCACCUCUACUCUGCCUCUUGCCCCCUUCCGUCCAUUGCCCUCCGCCGACCCUUCCCCCCCGCCGUCCAUUCCCCCCCGCCGUCCAUUCCCCCCCGCCGUCCAUUCCCCCCCGCCGUCCAUUCCUCUCUGCCGUCCGUUGCCUCCUGCCGUCCGCCCCUUGCCUCAUUCGCGAACCUACUAAUCCCCUCCCGUCGAUUUCCCUGCAGCACGUUGAGCGCAUCUCAGUCGUUGGAUGAGCCAUCGUGGAAGAAGGCUCAAUCUAGGUCGUUGCUGGAGCGCUUCCCCCUGAAGGCGGCGGCAACGGCGAGCGGGUUGGCCCUAGCGGGCGACACGCUGGCGCAGCUCAUGGAGCGCCGCCAGCUCCGCCAGCAGCGGAAGCAACAGCAGCAGCAGCAUGGCAGCCAUCGCCCCCACCACGCGGAUGCGCGCUGUGCUGCCGCCACGGCAACGCAGGAUCAGCACGUGGUGCCAGCAGGCGAGGGGGCGGGGGAGGGGGAGGGGGUGGGGGAGGGGGAGGGGGUGGGGCAGCACGACUGGGUGCGAGCGGUGCGCAUGGCGUUGUACGGCUUCCUACUCUAUGGCCCCGGCUGCCAUGCCUGGUACCGCUGGCUCGACCGCCUGCUGCCCGCCCCCACCGCUGCCAACUUCGCCCUCAAGGUGCUAGCGAAUCAGGUGGUGGUGGGGCCGACUGUGCUGCUCGUGGUGUUCGCAUGGAACAUGGCGUGGAUGGGCAAGGCCAGGGACAUCCCAGACAAGUACCGUCGAGACUUCUUCCCCUCGCUCAUCAAGGGCUACAACUUCUGGAUACCUGCCACCUGCCUCAACUUCGCAGUCGUGCCAUUAGAGGCGCGAGUGGCCUUCAUGUCAUGCUGCGCCAUCUUCUGGAACUUCCACCUCUCCUCUUCACUUGGCAAGGAGGCACCUCGCCCCGCACCGCAACGCGCACCUCGUCCUGCUGCGCCUCUCGCUGCUCCUGCUUCGUCUCCUGAUGAUUCUCCUGCCGCCACGACUUCUGCUGGUUACCAAGUGUUGGCUGCACCUUCUGCGUAG